Messenger RNA from Nerophis lumbriciformis (worm pipefish), 306 nucleotides. NCBI's taxonomy places the organism in Eukaryota, Metazoa, Chordata, Actinopteri, Syngnathiformes, Syngnathidae. The record is from RefSeq and is a predicted model, not a curated record.
AUGGGUUUCAUGGAAUUCUACCUGGAGAUUGACCCGGUCACGCUCAACCUCAUCAUCCUGGUGGCCAGCUAUGUCAUCCUCCUUCUGGUUUUUCUCAUAUCCUGCAUCUUGUACGACUGUCGGGGGAAGGACCCCACCAAGGAGUAUGCGCCUGACAACGCCCCACCCGCCCCUGGACAGUCGCCCAUCCGCCUGGUGGUCAUGCAGAACUCGCCCGCAUCCGCCCGUUACGAGCCUGACCGUGUGGCCGAGCCGCCAACGCCCGACCUGAGCCGAGAUAGGGAGAAGAGGAGCACUCUGGUGUGA